GCUGGCCUAGUUAGGAAGUGGGGCCGGGGUCCACAGCCUGGCCUUGGAAGCAGGUGCGGGGCCUUGGAGUCUAGCCUUGGAAACGGGGGCGGUGAUUUGGAGGCCAGCCUAAGAUGCGGGGCGGUGCCUGGGAAUCUAAAUCAGGACGCGGGGGUGGGGCUUUGAACCUAGACCUGGAAUUGGCCCGGAGCCUCGAAGCCUAGGUCAGGACGUCGGGAAGGCUCCUCGGAACCUAAGCGGUGCCGAAAGUCUGAGCUGCCUUCAAACUUAGACGAGGUAGCGGGAGGCUGCUCUUCGAAACUAGACCUGGAGGGGACCGAGCCUUCAGGCCUACACGCAGCGGAGGCGGGGCUUCCGAGGCGUUGCCCGGGUGACCGGGAGGCGGAGCAGCCGGGUCCUCCGUGGCCCGGAUGUCCGGACGCAGCGGUCGGAUGUUCUGAUCCCAAAGCUUCUCCCCGGGAAGCCUGGAGCAGCCAAUGGCUGUCGAUAUUCAACCAGCAUGCCUUGGACUUUAUUGUGGGAAGACUCUAUUAUUUAAAAAUGGCUCAACUGAAAUAUAUGGAGAAUGUGGGGUAUGCCCACGAGGACAGAGGACAAAUGCCCAGAAAUACUGCCAGCCUUGCACGGGGUCUCCAGAACUCUACGAUUGGCUCUAUCUUGGGUUUAUGGCCAUGCUUCCUCUUGUCCUACACUGGUUCUUCAUUGAAUGGUACUCAGGGAAGAAGAGUUCCAGCGCCCUGUUCCAGCACAUCACCGCGCUCUUUGAAUGCACUGUGGCAGCUAUCAUCACCUUGCUGGUGAGCGAUCCAGUUGGCGUCCUUUAUAUUCGUUCUUGCCGAGUCCUGAUGCUUUCUGACUGGUACACGAUGCUUUACAACCCGAGUCCAGAUUACAUUACCACAGUGCACUGUACUCAUGAAGCUGUCUACCCGCUGUACACUAUCGUGUUUAUCUACUAUGCCUUCUGCUUGGUCCUUAUGAUGUUGUUGCGCCCCCUGCUGGUCAAGAAGAUCGCGUGCGGCCUGGGGAAGUCUGACCGCUUCAAAAGUAUUUAUGCAGCACUUUACUUCUUCCCGAUUUUAACCGUACUGCAGGCAGUUGGUGGAGGCCUGUUAUAUUAUGCCUUCCCAUACAUUAUUUUAGUGUUAUCUUUGGUUACGCUGGCUGUAUACAUGUCUGCUUCUGAAAUAGAGAGCUGCUAUGAUCUUCUGGUCCGAAAGAAAAGACUUAUUGUUCUCUUCAGCCACUGGUUACUUCACGCCUAUGGAAUCAUCUCCAUUUCCAGGAUGGAUAAACUUGAGCAAGAUCUACCCCUCUUGGCUUUGGUACCUACACCCGCCCUUUUCUACUUGUUCACUGCAAAAUUUACUGAACCGUCACGGAUACUCUCAGAAGGAGCAAAUGGACACUGAAUAUAAAAUGCCACAUAACCCCAGAAAUAUUCUUAAUAAAAAAGUAAAGUUUUAAAAUGUCUUAGUUCCAUUCUGUCAUACAUGGGAAUAAGACUGUCAGUAUAUUUUAUGUUUGGGUUUUUUAUGUGUUCACCUAACAGUCCUUAUGGUUAGACAUCAUGGUAUUGUGUUACACAUGAUAGUGUUAUCUAUUACACUUGAAGCCUCCGUGGACAUUUCCGUUCUUUGGAACACAAUCAUGUUUCUGUGUACCUACCAAUGCCAUCUCCCAUCUCUGUAAGAAGAACCAACAAUCAAAACCUGAAAUCCUUAGCAGUGAUACAAUUGUUCAUGCCUGUUCCGUUUCCAUUUGUUUUUCAUUUAUAAGGAAUUAUAAAGUCAAAUGUACUUGUAACAGCAAAUACGGAAAUAAAUGUUUUAUCUAUUUAUUUUCACCAAUACAGUAUUUUAAUAUUAUUACAAAAAUAGAGCAUAAUUUAUACAAGAGGCUUUCCAUUUCUAGAUAGUUUGGUUAAAGACAUGUUCAA
Messenger RNA from Jaculus jaculus (lesser Egyptian jerboa), 1939 nucleotides. It is a transcript of the gene Jkamp, whose product is annotated as JNK1/MAPK8 associated membrane protein. Gene Ontology annotation, biological process: response to unfolded protein. Lineage: Eukaryota; Metazoa; Chordata; Mammalia; Rodentia; Dipodidae. Gene Ontology annotation, cellular component: membrane. Gene Ontology annotation, molecular function: ubiquitin protein ligase binding. The transcript has 7 exons. The record is from RefSeq and is a predicted model, not a curated record. The coding region runs from base 477 to 1412 and encodes 311 amino acids.